This is a messenger RNA of Scophthalmus maximus (turbot), 3294 nucleotides long. RefSeq names its product ataxin 7-like 2a (gene atxn7l2a). The transcript is spliced from 10 exons. Lineage: Eukaryota; Metazoa; Chordata; Actinopteri; Pleuronectiformes; Scophthalmidae. The record is from RefSeq and is a predicted model, not a curated record. The coding region runs from base 762 to 2945 and encodes 727 amino acids.
GAUGGUUGAAUAAGAUGUGGCCGUCGCCGUGCGUGUUUCAGGGCGGCGGUCACGACGCGAGCUGCCAGUGCUCCGGGGGGCACGUCUCGCCGCGGCGGAGGCAGCCGGCAGCCGGCGGCGGGUGGCUAGUGAGGAUGGCUCGGGCGAGCAACUUCUCGCCGCGGAAGGCUAGAGCAGCAGCAAGCUAGCAGGGAAGCCAAGACCGCUCGUUGCCGACGAGGCGGCUAGCGUUAGCAUGCUAAAGGUAGCCGCGGCGUUAGCAGCGGCGGCAGGCGGAUCCGGAGUAGACACCGGUGACGGGGGAGGAGGCUGCCGCUGCUGGCCCAGCCUUUGAUGUUAGCAAACGUUUCUCCCGCGUUCCCCUCCGCUUCCGUCCUCACGUUCCCACCAGGGCGCCGUCGUUCACUGAUGUUGACAUUUGUGUGUAACCUGUGAACUCUUGAUCGUGUGGGAUCCAAAAAGUGAUCGUGCCCCUUUCCCGGCUCCGAGUGUGUGUGCGCGUUUGUGUGUGCGCGCGCGCUCACUCAUUGUCCGGCGUCCCUCCAAGCGUUGCCCUGUCCAGUAACUAUCAGAUACACUCCUGCUCCGCCAAACAACACCCCUGUGUCAAAGAUGACCAGUAGAGAUACUGAACGUCCCCCGGCGGAGGAGCAGCUGACCCGUAAACCAGCCCUUUCUAUAAGCCAGCUCAAGUGUAUGUGCAGAAUUUGAGGACGGAUGCGGACGACUGCAGCAAGAAUGGCAAGAAGGCUGCAGAGGCCAUGUCUCUCAGUAAAGAGGACAUGUCCAUCUUUGGCCUUUACCCCGGCCACGACGACUUCUACCUGGUGGUUUGCAGCCACUGUGGCCAAGUUGUGAAGCCACAGGCGUUCGAGAAGCACUGCGAGCGGAGACAUGGCCCUGUGGCAAAGCUGUAUGCCAAACUGCGCUCUCCGACCCCCGCGCCCCAGCCCCAGCAGAGGCCCCUCCACGGCCACUCUCCUUCUCACGGGACCAAUUCUGCCUCUGCUUCGUCAUGGGAGGGUCGCGUCCAGGGGGCUGGGCACCUGCGGGCACCUUCGCCUUCUACCCCACCCCAGCACAGACACUCCAAGAACUCCAAAGAUGGAGUACGACAUUCCCCGCUGGAGAAGCCGUCCUCGCACAGCAGCCACACAGAGUCUUCAGUAUUCAAGCAGCCGCCGCCUUUGGAGCCUCCGCUGAGCUCUCCACCUCCGUCACUCAGAGACCCCCCCUGGCCACACGGAAGCACUCCACCUGUCCGGCCCUCGCCCAGCGACAAGCCCCCCACGCAGAGCCAGCGGAAGGACUCCCCCCUGGCCUCGGUGCUGCCAGGCCACCGAGUCCCCAGACCCUACAACAAAGUGGCCUCCAAGAGGGAGUGUGACUUGGACAAACACUGCGGCGUCCUCGAUCCCGACAGGAAGAAGGUCUGCACGCGCCUCCUGACAUGCAAUAUCCACUCCAUCCACCAGCGGAGGAAAGUGAUGGGCCGAAGCAAGAACUUUGACCAGCUGGUGGCAGAGCUCAAGACCAAGGUUCGGGAGAAAGGGGCCCAGUCGCUGGAGGGCGGCUCCUCCAGCGGACGAUCCCCCAGCCCAGAGGCCCCCAGGGAGCAGGCUGGGGCUCCGCACUGCAGAAGACCUCUAGCCAGCCUCCCUGCUUUCAGUCGGUCCACUGGUGUGUCGGAGUGCAGCCCAGACGAGGAGAAGCAGCGGCAGGAUGAGGGAAGUCUCAGAGCCCCGUCGCCUCUCGUCCACGGGCGAAUCUCCAGUGAUGAGAGUGAAGGGGAGGGACCCGAGGAGCCAGUCGAGCUCCCCUCUUCUGCUGCACAUCCCAGACCAUUGGCGGUAUGUUCGUUCGGCAGCCAUACGUUUGGUCACGGCAUUUACACGUUUGACAGGAGACUCCACCACCUGCGGUCGGCUCUCAGCAGCAUGCUGGAACAGCACGUCAGCGCCCACCUCUGGAAGAAAAUACCUCAAGCCACAGACCUUCAAUCUACACCACCCUCGGCAAAGACCAUCAAUUCCUCGUCCCCCUCCUCCACCGUGUCCUCCCCUUCAUUGCAUUCUAAGAUCCGGACAGGAAGUCAUAUCAGCUCCACUCUCAAAAUUGCUUCCUCCUGCUCCUCUUCCUCCUGUCGUGUUCCAGGGAGACCUCAGACGCCCAUGCAGUCAGAGAACUCCGGGGGCGGCAGCAGCAGCAGCAGCAGCAGCAGCAUCAGUGGUGGUCACCUGGGCUCUCCAGGUAAGCCUGUUGUAGUGCGUCAAGGGGGUCCUGGUCGGCAAAAGAACCCAGUGGGGCGUCCCAGUAAGCAGAUGCUGAAGUUGCGGGAGGAAGCUGCUACUGCCGCUACCCUCCGUAAACGCAAAGCCCCGUCACAGGAAGGUGAGCACUCAGGCCCCGACAGGAACUGCAUUAUUCUCCAGGACCGGGGCCGCCCACCCUCUGCCGCUUCUUCCUCGAAAGCCCCCACCCCCUCGCCUCUUCCACACGGACAGACCAAUGGCACGCUUUCCCCGAACAGCAAACCCCACCCCCAGCCCUCCCCGUCAGAGUCCCACUCACCAGCCGCCAAAGCAGUCUGGACCUACAGACGGACACACCCUGCUUUGGGCCAUUCAUCCCCCCCGGACCUCUCCUCCGCCACCAACAACUCCCACAGCCGAGCUGGCGUGGGGGACUCAGGACUGCAUGGUCAGGGCAGCGGGAGGGGCUUCGAGUACCAGGGGCUGAAGAAACGCAAGGGGGGAAGUGUGGAGGAGCACUCGCCUUCCUCCAAAACCUCAGCACACCGCCUGCCCUCCUCCUCCUCCUCCAGCUCUGCCACCACCUCCUCUCCACGCUCUAAUUUCUACCCCUGGAAGGAGAGUAAAGGCGGGGGGUUGGCCGGGGGUGUGGAGAAGAAACUCGGCGCACAGAAGCCAAAAUUGCACCAUUAAGUGUGCCUGCCUUACAAGCCACUAUGAGGGAGCCAGCUCCGCGGCCUCAGAGGCAACAGGACUCAAAUAUGUGUGUGUUUGUAUGUGCGUGUCUGUUUUUUUGUCUAUUGAGCACAUGUUGAAGUGUGUGUGUCAGGUUGUGUGUAUGUGCAGAGUUAGUGCAGUAUGGAUGUGGUGGUGUGACUCGCCACCGGGUGCGUUUGCUGUGUGGAUGGAUGUUUGAGGGGAGAACUGGGGGACGGGUGGGAUGAAAUUCAAGAGAAUGGAUUUAGAAAUACCUCAAGACCAUCCGGUUAUGCUGCUAAAUUAAAUGUUGGUUUAUAAAAAUGGAUUAAAAAUGUCCUUUACA